Messenger RNA from Mercurialis annua (annual mercury), 2217 nucleotides. RefSeq lists its product as uncharacterized. The record is from RefSeq and is a predicted model, not a curated record. Lineage: Eukaryota; Viridiplantae; Streptophyta; Magnoliopsida; Malpighiales; Euphorbiaceae. The transcript is spliced from 4 exons. The coding region runs from base 1 to 2217 and encodes 738 amino acids.
AUGGAAGAUGACCGUUACCCUACGUUGAAUCAUGAUGGGGUUAUUCCACCACCACCACAUGAUGGACUAGCUCUUAAUAGAGCAAACGAAAGGGUUGUCCCCCAUCUGGAAAGACGUACCUUGGGAGAGUUCUUCUUACCCAACGUAGACAACGCCAACUACGGAUGUUAUGCACCUCCAAUCCUUGCUAACAACUUUGAAAUCAAGCCGGGAACGAUUCAAUUACUCGAAAGUCGUUGCCAAUUUAAUGGGUUGGAACGCGAGGAUCCAAACGCCCAUCUUUCAAAAUUUACGGAGCAAUUGGCACAAGCUUUUCUCAAUAAGUAUUUCUCUAUGGGAAAAACGGCGAGGAUGACCAAGGAAAUUAUAGAUUUUCUCCAAUUACAUGGCGAAUCUCUAUACCAAGUUUGGGAACGCUUCAAAGAGCUUCAAAGAAAUUGUCCGCAUCAUCAUCUAGGAAGGGAGCAUCUUGUCUCUAUUUUCUACAAUGGUACCAAUGAGAGUACGCGGGCAACUAUUGAUGCGGCAUCGGGAGGAUCACUUAUGAAGAAAACUUAUGAUGAGGCCAACAACUUGCUAGAGGAACUCGUUACAAAUAGUUGUUCUUGGUCAACCGAGCGGUUGAGGCAACCAUCUCAAAAGGGUAUAAUGACCCUCAAGCAAACCCAAGAAUUUAAAGCAAUGAAAGCAAAGAAUGCGACACUUCUAGCACAACUCGAGAUGUACAAACAACAAGCUAAUCAAAGGAAUGCUCAACUUGCGGUAGUUCAAAUGGGUUGCGAAACUUGCGAUGGGCACAAUCAUUCGGGAAUGGAUUGCCCCGUUCUACAUCAAAACUCAAAUGAGGACAAUUCGGGUCAAGCCCAUGCCAACCCAAACAUGGGAGGAGCAAAUUUUCAAGGAGGAAACCGUGGUCCACCAAACCAAGGCAACUUCAACAACUACCGACCACAACACCCGCCCGGUUGUCAACAAAAUCGAAAUGCGGAUGAAGGGAGAAAAAUUGACAAGCUUAUUGAGGAAGUUAGAGCCGGUUUCAAAAACCAAGCUUCCGUUAAUCACCAUCUCGAGACACAAAUUUCUCAACUUGCCAUCUCGCUUCAAAAUAGAGUUCAAGGCGGUCUACCUUCUACAACGGAAUCAAAUCCGAGGGAGCAAGUAAAAGCCAUUGAACUUCGAAGCGGGAAAGAACUUGACUAUCCACAUGCAAGCAAAGAGAAAGCGGUUGAUCUAACAACUGAUAUGAAUGAGGAGGAAGUAACUGAACUUCCAUAUGUCAAACCGCCACCUCCUCCUCCAUUCGUGCCAAAGGUCCCCUUUCCGGGACGAUUGAAAAAGACGCCGGACAACCAAAAAUUCUAUAAAUUUCUGGAAAUCUUCAAGAAACUCAAAAUCAACAUAUGCUUUGCGGAUGCUUUGCGUGAGAUGCCUCAAUAUGCAAAAUUUCUCAAAGAAAUCAUAACGAAGAAACAGAGUUGGGACGACAAAGGCACAAUUUCUCUAACGGAAAAUUCAAACAUCGAUGAUGCUUCAAUUGGCGGACCAUUAACUCAAAAGCCAUACGGAGUGGUAGAAGAUGUUCUAGUAAAAGUAGACAAAUUCAUCUUUCCGGUGGAUUUUGUCGUACUUGACUAUGCGGCGGAUAAAACAUGCCCUAUGAUUCUUGGGCGUCCCUUCAUGAACACGGGGAAGGCAUUGAUAGAUGUGCACGCCGGACGACUCACUUUGCGUAUCGAUGAUGACAAAGUGGAGUUUGAUAUGAAAAGGAUCAUGCGUAACACUUUUGAGGAGGAAGAAUGCAUGAGAUUGGAUAUGAUUGAUGGAAUCGUGGAAGAACUUUUCCCGGUUUCAAAAGUCACAUUCCAUUCCGAUGAGACACAUGAGACCACCGGAGAUGAAUAUUCCAAGGAAGAUGAGCCGAAAGCUGAAAAUUUGAUUAGAAGAGAAAGCGUUACACCACCUUCUUCUAUCACUCCACCAAAAGUUGAGCGUAAAACGCUACCUUCUCACCUACGGUAUGCGUUUCUAGGCGACAACAUGAUACUUCCCAUCAUCAUCUCAAUCAACUUGUCGGAAACACAAGAAGCGAGAGUUGUCAAAGUGGUCAAGCAACAUAUAUUGGAAAUUAAUUGGCAAAUUUCGGACAUUCGAGGAAUUAGUCCAUCGGUGGUCAUGCACAAGAUCCAUCUAGAGAGGGAGUCAAGAGCAUCGGCUUAA